Funneliformis mosseae is the source of this 594-nucleotide messenger RNA. The record is from the annotation of a GenBank genome assembly. NCBI's taxonomy places the organism in Eukaryota, Fungi, Glomeromycota, Glomeromycetes, Glomerales, Glomeraceae.
GUUUUUACAUCAAAAAUGCCGGAGAACUCUUUCGCGUCAAGGGUACAUAUUAGAAAUCACUGGGGGAAAGGUACUUAUUGCGCUCAAUGUUACUUGGCAGACGUGGAAUGCGGAUUUUUGAGUAAUCACUCACGCGUUGGCCCACACUUUUCUUUAUUUUUAGGUAUUAACAUCAAAGAUCCAUACUUUUUGGGGAAAAAGGUACUUAUUGCGCUCAAUGUUACUUGGUGUCGAGUAUUAAAAUCAAAGGGAAAAAGGUACUUAUUGCGCUCAAUGUUACUUGUUCUUCCCGUCACUCGCCUUCUAACCUUUCUGUUUCUUGACGUUGUCGCUCUUGUAAUUGUUCUCGAAGUAGUCGUUGUUGUAAUUGUUCUUGAUGAAACCAUUCUUGAAUUUCUAGCUGUUCUUGUAAUUCUUCUUGAUGUAGUCGUUCUUGUAUUGGCUGUUCUUGUGAUUUUUCUUGUUCUUGUUCUUGGAUUUCGUCUUGACGUAGACGUCCUUAAAAUUCUACUUCCUGAUGAGACUAUUCUUGUAACUCUUCUUGAUGCCACCAUUCUUCUUGACGCAGUUGCUCGACGUUAUUAUUCUUUUUAG